Molecule: messenger RNA, 983 nt
Organism: Rhinopithecus roxellana (golden snub-nosed monkey)
Lineage: Eukaryota; Metazoa; Chordata; Mammalia; Primates; Cercopithecidae
Gene: UBE3C
Product: ubiquitin protein ligase E3C
Exons: 6
Coding region: 345-968 (207 amino acids)
Biological process (GO): ubiquitin-dependent protein catabolic process; protein polyubiquitination
Molecular function (GO): ubiquitin protein ligase activity; protein binding
Source: RefSeq, a predicted model, not a curated record
CGCAGUGACGGCUGACCGCCAUCUUCCCUCCCGAGGCGGCAGUUCCAGGUGCAAGCGCCGGGUUUGCUGCCCGCUAGGCGCCCCUGCAGCGGCCGGAGCAGUGGCCGGCGUGGAUGAGGGGCAGGCAAGGCAGGGCCGCCCCUCCAGUGUUGCCGCCCCUCCCGCCCCAGGGCAGGGCUGGGAGGGUACAGCCCGGGGGCGGGCUCGGGUCGCCUCCCGGCCGCCGCGUCUUCGCUGCCCUGGGCCGGGCGGGCGGGCGCCGAGAGCCUCCCAGCCCGCCCCGUGCCCCGCCCGCCCGGCUGCUUCCGCGGCGGCGGCGUCCGCACAUGGGCUAGGCUGCCAGGAUGUUCAGCUUCGAAGGCGACUUCAAGACGCGGCCCAAGGUGUCUCUUGGCGGCGCGAGCAGGAAGGAGGAAAAGGCUUCUCUUUUACAUCGUACUCAGGAAGAAAGAAGAAAGAGAGAGGAAGAAAGGCGAAGGUUGAAAAAUGCAAUAAUUAUCCAGUCAUUUAUUCGAGGCUAUAGAGACAGAAAACAGCAAUAUUCCAUCCAAAGAAGUGCAUUUGAUCGCUGUGCCACCUUGUCACAGUCCGGGGGCGCUUUUCCCAUUGCUAAUGGCCCCAACCUUACCCUUUUGGUAAGGCAGCUUCUGUUUUUUUACAAACAAAAUGAAGACUCAAAACGUUUGAUAUGGCUCUAUCAGAACUUAAUUAAACACAGCUCUCUGUUUGUCAAGCAGUUGGAUGGAUCUGAGAGACUUACAUGCUUAUUUCAAAUAAAAAGAUUGAUGAGCCUCUGUUGCAGGUUGCUGCAAAACUGUAAUGAUGACAGUUUGAAUGUUGCGCUUCCAAUGAGAAUGCUUGAAGUGUUUUCGUCUGAGGAGACUUACUUGCCUGUUUUACAAGAUGCUAGCUAUGUGGUGUCAGUGACUGAACAGAUUUUGCACUGCAUGAUUCACAAUGGUGAGUAACAGGCAGGGUGAGAA